Penicillium subrubescens is the source of this 279-nucleotide messenger RNA. RefSeq lists its product as uncharacterized. The transcript is spliced from 3 exons. The coding region runs from base 1 to 279 and encodes 92 amino acids. The record is from RefSeq and is a predicted model, not a curated record. Lineage: Eukaryota; Fungi; Ascomycota; Eurotiomycetes; Eurotiales; Aspergillaceae.
AUGUUUAAGCAAACGACACAACGACUUUAUCAGUUCCUCGGAAAAACUAAGUUGGAGGACCUUCCACCUUCAUGGCAAGGGCCCAUGGAUCGCGUUCUGAAGAGCGAAGAGCAGAAAAAUCCGAAUUUUAAAUUUGCAGAGAUCAGGGGAUCUUCACCCCACCGGUCUUAUGACGAUCCGAGUGAUCCAGAUGACGUGCUUUCGGUCCGUCUGAAAAACGAGGAUAAAAAAACCAUUGAUCGAAUCCAUGUCCAUCAAGAUGAAUCAGUGCGUCGGUAG